Messenger RNA from Polistes dominula (European paper wasp), 1583 nucleotides. RefSeq lists its product as uncharacterized. Lineage: Eukaryota; Metazoa; Arthropoda; Insecta; Hymenoptera; Vespidae. The record is from RefSeq and is a predicted model, not a curated record.
UGUUUCGGUUGUUCGGUCCACUUGACAGUCGACAGUCGGAAUUACGUUAGGGUUGAAGUCGUGCAUUUCUCUCAUUGUGAGAGACAACGCAAGGAUGCGACGAUUGUUCAAAUCCUGAGAAUACAAUUUCUCUACUAUUUUCUCUUUUCGAAUAUAUAGAGAUUUUCGUGUAAACAUCCAACGAUCACGAUCCAAGGAAAAAACCAGUGAUAUAUAAAAAGAGCUCGUAUGCAACACAUUCGUUAAAACGUCAAGAAUCAUCUUUCCAUUUUUCAUAUCCUUGUUUAUCUCGCGAAAAAAAGAAAAGGACUAUUGGUUAUCGUAAAACGAAUUCAAUGUGAUUCGUAGUUCGUGAUUCGUGUUGAUUUUCUCAUAUCACGAAUCUCAACUUUGGUGUCAACGCGUUAUUGUUUUCAUUCGAAAAAGAAGGAAAGAAGGAAAAUGACUGCUGCUGCUGCUGCUGCUGUUGCUGCGUCGCAUGUUUUCGUCCUUGUCCUUUGUCUAUUACUUUGUCAAGCUGACUUUUCUCAUGCAAUAUCCGGCAGAGGUGACAGCCAGGUUCUUCUUGGAGAAGUCGACAUCGCGAUUAAAGAUGAUCACUUAGGUGUCACCGAAAUCACCACAGAUGAGCCUUAUUUGACAAAAUGUAUCGUCGAUGGAAAUGCCUAUUCGCACAGUCAAACGAUACCGUCGCAAGAUGUAAACUCUCAUUGCCUGUGCGUAGCCGGUGAGGUUUAUUGUUGGUGGCAAAAUUAUAAUCCGAGUACAGACUCUUCUAUGGGGAUUGGUGGUGGUGGUGGCGGUGGUGGUGGUGGUGGUAGUGGUUCUGCUUCGUCAUUAUCAACAACGACGAUAGGAAGCAAUUACACACCCAUGUUGGAAUUAAGUACGGACACUGCCGAUAGUUCUGAAGCUUCCGGUGAUCGGGUUGAUAUAAAUUCGACCUACUCGACUACGACAACACCGUCUGGCCCAACAACGUGCCUCGUCAUGGGUAGGGAGUAUCGAGAAGGUGAGGUACUGCCACAUUCGACCGGAAACUGCGUAGAAUGUAGCUGCGGUUCUGAAGGUCGAGUCGAAUGUUCUCCUAGAGAUUGCGUACCUUUAAGGCCCGAGAUACCGGUUGCACCAGAUAUACCUGAACCACCUGGUGCCGAUUUCGAAGUUUUUGAUUUGGCACGUGACCGAGGCAUCGACGAGGGAUUUUAAUAAGCUUUCCCCAUUGAUUUUUUUUUCUUUACCCUCUCUCCUUUAUUUCGUCGCGUUCGAUGCAACGAUUCUCAUUUCGAACAAUGAACAACGAUAUUAUAUUAUUCAUUAAUUUUUAUUGUUAAGUAUAGAAAAUGUAUUAACCCUAAUAGAACAUAUAUAGAUAACAAUGAGUUUAGGGUUGCGUCAAAGUUGAGAAAAAAGUGCUUUAAAUUAUUAUUUCAUUCUAAAUAUCCGCUUUAACCGUUUGAGCCCAAAACAGCGUGAUCGCGCUCGUGAGGAUUUUAUAUCGAGAAAACCCAGCAAAUUUUGAGUGUUGUGGAUAAAUUAGGGUGCAUCACAAAUUAUCUAAAGUCGAUCGCAUAAAUUUAUAA